AUGUCGUUUGGAGUUGGAAUUGUCGGCGCGCUUGUGGUACUGUACCUCACAAACUUCGCGUACCGGCUAUUUCGCAACGUCAACGCCGCCAAAUCCAUCGGCCUACCUUUCUUAGUGUAUCCAAUAGAUCCAAGCAACAUCAUCUGGCUAUUGACGUCCGUCCCUUUGCGGCCAUGGUUGAAGCGCAUUCUUCCAGCGCAGAUAUGGAAACGUCUCACGCUGACGAUCUAUGGCUGGGAAUUCUACGAGAAGCGCCGCCCCUUCGAGGAAUAUGCGGCCCCCCAAGGAAAUCAAAAAUCGUUCUUGGUUGCCAGUUGCGGGCCUCUAGAGCUCCACACCGCCGACCCAAUCGUCGCUACUGAGGUGCUGCAACGAACAAAUGAUUUCAAAAUGCCACCGCUUACUGGACUGCUCCUAGGUCAGUUUGGACAUAAUGUUCUCACAACGAAUGGAGAGAGAUGGGCGAAGCAGCGCAAGGUUGUUGCAAGCGUAAUCAACGAGCGCAUCUCUAAGACCAUCUUCGAUUCAACCGUAUGUCAGACCACGGGCAUGCUAGAUGAGCUUCUUUUCAUUGGGUCCGACAGAGAAAAAGGCUCUGCUGAGUCGACAGUAAUGUUCGAUAUGAUUAAGCAAAUCACUAUCCAUGUACUAAGUGAGGCUGGUAUGGGUGUAAAGGCCCCAUGGAAGAGCAAAGACGCCGAGAGACCUAGGUCGGGUUUCAAGAUGACAUAUAUUGAAGCCUGCAAAGUUGUCAUGGAAUCUGUCACUGGGCCGAUAAUUAUCCCAACUGACAUACUUUUAAAUUGGCCGUCCUGGCUCCCCGGGUACCGGAAGUUGAAGCAGCUAGGCAUUGCCAAACGCGAGUUCCCUAUGCACACAGAAAUCCUUCUCAACCAAGAGCGUCAACGCAUUUGGAACAAGAAGACCUCAUCAGGACAAAGCAAUAUUAUGAGCCAGUUGCUUCAAGCAACAGAGGAGCAAGAUAAUGAGGCAAAAUCCCUUAGCAAAGAAGAGUUGAAUGGCAACCUCUUACUUUUCACGGCAGCGGGGUUUGAAACAACAGCAAACACCCUCUCCUAUGCCAUAGUUUUGCUUGCAAGGUAUCCGAGAUGGCAGGAAUGGCUAUUCGACGAGGUUGAUUUCUUGAUGCCUACAGACGUGUCAGAAGCUCCAGAGUAUUCCUCUGUCUUUCCAAGGGCAACGCGUAUCAUGGCAGUUAUGCUAGAAACAUUGCGUCUGUACACUCCUGUUGUUCACGUCCUUAGAACAAACGAGACACCUCAAGAGUUGAUGACAUCCGAGGGCAUGAUUUCCCUUCCAGCCAAGUCGUCCGUGAUUAUAAAUCACAUCGCACUGCAUCUUGAUCCAGACGUGUGGCCCGAUGUUAACCGGUCCUCUGACCCAUCAUGGGUCCAUACCGAUAACAAUGAACUCCCUGACGAGUCCACUUUCCGCCCUUCUCGCUGGAUCAAUCCCCUUGGGUCUGCACGCCCUAUAUAUCAACCGCCAAAGGGGUGUUUCCUUCCCUGGGGUCAUGGACCGCGUGUCUGUCCAGGACAAAAGAUGGGCCAGGUUGAGUUUGUCGCGGUCAUGUUAAAACUGCUGCAGCGCCACCGCAUAGAUGCUGUGCCGCUCAUUGGGGAGAAGCCAAGAGAAGUUGAGCAGAGAUUGGAUAAACUGCUGAACAAUAGUGUUCCAAAAAUGACUUUGAUCAUGGACGGCAUAUAUGAUGCAGACAAAACGGGAGGCGUGGGCAUGCGAUUGACUAGUCGAAAAUGA
Messenger RNA from Penicillium mononematosum, 1779 nucleotides. RefSeq lists its product as uncharacterized. Bases 1 to 1779 code for a protein of 592 amino acids. Gene Ontology annotation, molecular function: monooxygenase activity; oxidoreductase activity, acting on paired donors, with incorporation or reduction of molecular oxygen; heme binding. The transcript has a single exon. The record is from RefSeq and is a predicted model, not a curated record. Lineage: Eukaryota; Fungi; Ascomycota; Eurotiomycetes; Eurotiales; Aspergillaceae.